This is a messenger RNA of Daucus carota subsp. sativus, 1720 nucleotides long. Its product is annotated as G2/mitotic-specific cyclin-2. Gene Ontology annotation, molecular function: cyclin-dependent protein serine/threonine kinase regulator activity. Lineage: Eukaryota; Viridiplantae; Streptophyta; Magnoliopsida; Apiales; Apiaceae. The transcript has 12 exons. Gene Ontology annotation, cellular component: nucleus; cytoplasm; cyclin-dependent protein kinase holoenzyme complex. The record is from RefSeq and is a predicted model, not a curated record. Gene Ontology annotation, biological process: regulation of cyclin-dependent protein serine/threonine kinase activity; mitotic cell cycle phase transition. Bases 186 to 1487 code for a protein of 433 amino acids.
GUCAAUCCAACGGCUGUCAUUGACAACCAACUAGCCGUUGGCUUCAAAAAGUAGGGUAAGUACGGACAUAAAUCCGCCCGUCGCGUCUCAAUUUCGCUCAUACAGUUCAUAUCUCUCUCCUUUUAUACACAGGCCUAUAGAUACAGAUUAGAUACAACCCAUCAAGGCAGAGAGAGAUAAUCAAGAUGGCUGGAUCCGAUGAGAACUUUGUUGGUGGAGUCAGGCCUUCGAAUCCUCAAGGGAGUUUGAUGGCUGGAACUGGGAAGAUUACUGCUGGGAUCGGGCGAACAAGAAGGGCCCUGAGUACAAUUAACCACAACUUUGUUGGAGCUGCGCCAUACCCCUGUGCUGUUAGCAAGCGUGGCGGAUUGCCUGAACCGAGUGCUUGCAGUAAGAACCUGCAGAUUCCGGUGGUUCAUCGACCGAUGACCAGGAAGCUUGCUGCACAAAUUGCUAGCAAGCAGCAACAGGUUGAGGAAAAUAUGCCGCCAGGCCUGCCACCAAAAGCCAAUGAGCAAAAGGACUUUCCAGUAAUUGAUGUUGAUGAAUAUAAGCCUAAAGAGAACUUCCCUGAGCCAAUGAUGCUUGUGCACCAUGCAGAUGCUACUUUCGAGGAAGUCCUAAUUGAUGAAGUGGAAAUGGAAGAAGCGGAUGAGGAACUGAUUGUGGACAUAGACAGUGGUGAUAAGAAGAAUCCACUUUCUGUUGUUGAAUACAUUGAUGACCUGUAUGCGCACUACAAACAUGUAGAGAGUUCUAGCUGUGUCCCACCAAACUAUAUGUCUACUCAAUCUGAUAUCAAUGACAAAAUGAGAGGGAUACUUGUUGACUGGCUGAUUGAGGUGCACUACAAAUUUGAAUUGAUGCAGGAGACUCUCUAUUUGACAAUCAAUCUGAUAGAUAGGUUCUUAGCUGUUGAACCGGUGAUACGGAAAAAAUUGCAGCUUGUUGGUGUCACAGCCCUUCUUCUUGCAUGCAAAUAUGAAGAAGUUUCUGUCCCCGUCAUUGAAGAUCUCAUUGUGAUAUCUGACAGGGCGUACACUAGAAGCGAGGUCCUUGAAAUGGAGACGUUAAUGGUGAACAGGCUUCAGUUUAACCUCUCCGUUCCAACUGCUUAUGUUUUUAUGAAGCGGUUCUUAAAAGCUGCUCAAUCUGACGAUAAGCUGGAGCUUCUAGCAUUCUACAUAAUCGAGCUUUGCCUUGUGGAAUAUGAGAUGCUUAAGUUCCCACCGUCCAUGUUAGCUGCUGCUGCUGUUUUUACAGCUCAAUGUACUCUUGGGAAAGCAUAUCAGUGGAGUAAGACAAGUGAGAGGCACACUAACUACAAUCAACAUGAACUGAUGGAAUGUUCAAAGAUGAUGGUUGAAUAUCAUAACAAGGCGGCCACUGGGAGAUUAACAGGUGUUUACCGGAAGUACAGCACAUCUAAAUAUGGAUAUGCUGCAAGAUCAGAACCUGCCUACUUUCUGCUGGAUUCUGGAUACUAAAAGGAUUAUGAUGGGUUGCAGGGUUUUGUUGUAGAGCCAGCGGCCAUAGCUGCCUUUUAAGAGACUUUGAAAUUAGUUAUGCAGAAGCCUCUCUGUUUUCAUAAAACUGUAAUAAUUUGAGAUAUUCUCAAAUUUGUCUUGAUGAAACUUUGUUGCUUGGUUGUUGAGAGGUUCUGUUUUCAUGAUACUUUAAUAAUUUGAGAUAUUCUCAGAUUUAAACUGAUUCAGUUUUA